Gastrolobium bilobum is the source of this 1509-nucleotide messenger RNA. RefSeq lists its product as uncharacterized. The record is from RefSeq and is a predicted model, not a curated record. The transcript has 3 exons. Lineage: Eukaryota; Viridiplantae; Streptophyta; Magnoliopsida; Fabales; Fabaceae. Bases 1 to 1509 code for a protein of 502 amino acids.
AUGCGAGGUACUAUUGAUCAAAACUCUCUGUUGUUUGAUCCAGAAUUAGAAAGGACAAUCAGAAGAAACAAGAGGGAAGCCAGGAGAAGGAAGUUACAAGAAAGGGGUGAACCAAGUGGUGAACCAAGUACUACAGUACAAGAAGAAGAGAUCACGGCAGAAAAUCAUGUGCAACCACCACAUAGGACACUAGGAGAUUACAUGGCUCCUGCUGUCAUUCCACCCAUUGGAAGUGUGGUUCGACCUACAGUAAGGCCCAAUAAUUUUGAAUUGAAGCCUGCAUUAGUACAAUUGGUGCAGAAAGAACAGUUUGCUGGAACAAGUGUAGAGGAUCCAUACCUGCAUAUUGAGAAUUUUUUGCUGUUGAGUGACACUGUGAAAAUCAAUGGAGUGACCAGAGAUGCCAUUCUGUUGAGGCUCUUUACUCAUUCACUGAAGGAUGAUGCCAGGAGAUGGCUACAGGCAAAGUUGAAGGAUGAGAUCACAGGAUUCAAGCAAAAGGAGUCAGAGUCUAUCUAUGAGGCCUGGGAGAGGUUCAAGACACUCUUGAGGAAAUGUCCACAACAUGGAAUAGAAGUGUGGAAUCAAGCAGCAAUAUUCCUCCAAGGGUUGACAACCAACACCAGGACAUUGGUGAAUGCCACAGCAGGUGGUUCAUUGACAACCAAGACCCCUCAGGAAGCCCUUGACAUCUUUGAGUCUCUAGCAUCUCAGGAGUUUGACAAUGCUCCGGUGAGUGACAGAAGGACAGGAAUUAUUAAACUUGAUGGCUAUGAUGCUUUAUUAGCCAGGAAUGACCAGUUGCAGCAACUUUCUUCUCAGAAGGUUGCUUCUGUGGACACUAAUUCUGUGUGUGCCAUUUGUGGGAAAAGCCAUGUUACUGAUGAUUGUGACUAUGGAGGGUAUGCUGAACAAGCAGAAGUAAAUGGAGUAUGUUAUGACCACAACAACCAGAGGAACCUUAACAACCAGGGGCGAAAUGUCUAUGUGCCACCAUGGAAGAACAAGAAUCAACACCCAGGGUUCAGUUACAGUUCCAACCAUCAGUUGAAUCCUCCACUACAUCCUCCACCACCACAUUCAUCACAGCAAGGUGAUGCUUCUGCAUGGGAGAAAGCUUUUGCCCAGUUAUCAAAGACUACUCAAGAUUACAUUCAGGGGUCAAAUUCUUUCAGGGAAGAAACUUCUGCUUUCAUGCAAGAGACCAAGACUGCAUUCAGAAACCAGGAAGAAUUAAUACUGAAUUUGGAAACACAGAUUGGUCAGUUGUCUAGACAGAUAGCUGAGAGGCCACAGGGAAAGUUCCCUGGUGAUACUAUGGUGAAUCCAAAGAAGCACUGCAAGUCCAUUAUUACAAGAAGUGGGCUUGUGCUACAACCGGUGGACAAGAAAGUGGAUGAGAAGAAAGUGGGAGAAAAGAAAAGUAAGGAGGAAGUUGUUGUUGAGGAUGUUGUGGUUGAAAAUGAUAAGAAAAAAAAGUUGAGGAAAAGAAGAAAGAAGAAGAGGUAG